This is a messenger RNA of Durio zibethinus, 687 nucleotides long. RefSeq lists its product as uncharacterized. The record is from RefSeq and is a predicted model, not a curated record. Lineage: Eukaryota; Viridiplantae; Streptophyta; Magnoliopsida; Malvales; Malvaceae.
AUGGCUGUUGAAUUAUGUGCGGCACAAACCAUUCCAAGAAUCUCAUUUUCUCAUGAUUUCUGUUCAUCAAUGCAACAGUGCUGCCUUCCUCUCCUAUCAGCUUCCAUGCCAUUGAAUUCAAGCUGUGAUUUCGAGUUCGAUGUUCGGAUUAAUAAUUUUGAUCAAGAAUGUUAUUAUUCAUCAGCAGAUGAGCUUUUCUCCAAUGGUAAAAUCCUUCCUCUUCAAAUCAAGGAAAGCAUCUCCCCAUCUAAACAAGAGCAAAAGCCAUCACUCACAAUACCUCAAGCUACAAAUGCUAGCUCAAAGGAUCAGAAUCAAAGUUCCAAGUCAUUCUGGCAGUUCAAAAGAAGCAGUAGUUUGAAUUUUAUUAGCGGAUACAAACGAAGAUUUUGUUCCUCUUCAACACUUUUAUCAAGAAGUAGUUCAACAGGGUCAGCUCCGAAGGUGAAACCAGGGUCAGUCUUGAAAGAUGGUCGUGGCAUUGGUAAUCUCAAGCAGAACUAUCCGAAGGAGAAGUCUUUGCCAUGUCUACAGUCUUCAACAAGUAAACAUAAGCCUCCAUUGAAGAAGAGCUAUACUUAUGGAUCCCACGGCAAUGGUGUUACAAUUAAUCCUAUUCUCCAUGUUCCUUUGGUGGAUGUCUUUUGUCUGAGUUCAGUCUUCUUAACUGGCAAGGGUAAGAAGUAA